AUGAAGACACUUAACUGUUACGUGCUGUUAUUUUGCUGGAAAGCAAUCUGUUGCUACAGCUGUGAGCUCACCAAUAUUACUAUAGCAGUGGAAAGAGAAGAAUGUGAACUCUGCAUUACGGUGAAUGCCACGUGGUGCUCAGGAUACUGCUUCACCAGGGAUCCAGUAUACAAAUAUCCACCAGUCUCAUCUGUUCAGCAAAUAUGUACCUUCAAGGAGGUUGUGUAUGAAACAGUGAAGAUCCCUGGCUGCGGUGACCAUCCUGAAUCUUUUUACUCAUACCCAGUAGCUACAGCGUGCCACUGUGAGACCUGUGACACUGACAGCACUGACUGCACUGUGAGGGGACUGGGGCCAUCCUACUGCUCCUUUAGUCACAAUGGAAGCAAUCAAUGAAGGGUACUCAAUAUGGCAGCUUGGCUUUACAUUUUCACUUCUAAGUAGUUAAUGGUAUUGCACAGGCUGAAACUAAGUUAACAGACAAGGCUACUGAGAAACUGCCAAGCUUGAACCAAAAAUUUUUGAGGCCAAAAUGCAGAGCUACUGAUUAAACACCUCUUCAGCCCUUCUCUACUUUUCCCAUUGUUUCCCUUGAAGUCAUUUCCACGGACGUAUAGAAUGCAGAUUCUGCCUUGCCCCCUCUUCUUUAUUCCAACUUCAUCCUUUACGUUUCUUUAUUUCCACAUCUUAGUUCACUUAGCUUAUUCCAUACUAUCCUAUGCUUUUAAAAACUUAAUUAUGCCCUUAUUUCCAUUUCUCCUCAGAACUCACUUGUCUUAAAAAGCCUUGCAGCACCAAUUUUAAUUACAAGCAACAUCCAUGUCCUUACUAUCUAAAUUCUAGACUGUAAACCUCUCUUAGCUGAGAUUCUCCUUUCAGCAAAAUAUUUCAUGCAGUUAUUACGCUCUGUAAACAGUAACAGCAUGUUUAUUUAAGAGCCAAAAAACCUAUGUUCAAAUGUUGAAGGUGACCAAACUCUUCUGCUUUCUCAUUAAGGCUUGUUAUUGUGGCAUUGAGCCCAAGCUACCAAAUGACAUGAAGUCUAUCCAAUUCAUGCCUGGCUAACUCACUGCUUCAAAUGCUGAGCUGUCCACCUCAAAAAAUUGUGAAAUAUUGCCACAAACCUGAAAUUUGUGGAUUUUCUCUCAUUAUGCAACAAAACAUAAGAAUAAGAAUUAUUUUAUUAGGGGAGACUCACAAAUGAUAUAGGGAUAAAUCUAGAGAAACCUGACCGUGGCAGGGCAAAUCUGGAGUCAGAAUGUACAUUGCAAGUAGUCUGCAGUUGUGCCUCCGAGAACAGAAGUUUAUUCAGCUCUGCAGCAACCUAAUUGUGCAGUGACCAAAAUGAAUGGGAAAGAAUGGGACUGAAUCAGAAUGGAAAAUUAUCUCUAGUCUGAAAACUACAGAAUUAAAUCUAUUGAAACAGUCACCUACACAAAUACACAACGAAGAGCAACUGGUUCAGCAGCAGUUCUGCACAGAAGAUUUGGAAGUUAUACAAGCAGGGAAUCAGUUAACAAUACCAUACUACUAUGGAAAAGCUGAUACGUACAGGGUAGAGCCAACAAGAUACAACCUACUUCCACUAUUCCGUUCAACCUUCUGAGCGUCUCAACCAAGAUGGUAUUUCCAGUUCUGGACACUGAACUUCAAGGCACUGAGUAACUGGAGAAAGUCCACAGAAUAGAAAUAACAACAGAGGCCUAAAUAACAUGUCUUAGCAGAAAAAAGGUUGUUGGUUUUUGUUUUUUUCAGGUGUACCUGUUUUUCUUCGAGGUAGAAAGAUCUGGGGGACAAAAAGUAGAACCGUUUACAUGUUUGAAGACUAUUACAAAAAGAAAAACAACAGUCAGUUUGCCAUGCUUAUCAUGAGCAGAACAAUGAACGUCAUUAGCAGAUCUCCCAAAAGGGAAAGACAGCCACUUUUUAUUUAUUUGGAAAUAAAUAGUCAAGGAGGUGGGGGAAAGAAAGAAGAUAGAGGGGUAUCUGAGCAGUAGUGACAGAAAGAACAAGAGCUUUAGUACUGUGUUGAGCUAUUGGGAAUGACAGCAGGAAUGGUAACCUGCCACGAUGUAGGGAAUGUGGAAGUUCACUUCUUGAGGUACUUUCCAAUACUAUUUUUGUAUUACUUGACCAGCUGUCAUGUCUGCUUUUGAGAUCCUUACAGAAAUGUUUAU
Meleagris gallopavo (turkey) is the source of this 2177-nucleotide messenger RNA. NCBI's taxonomy places the organism in Eukaryota, Metazoa, Chordata, Aves, Galliformes, Phasianidae. The record is from RefSeq and is a predicted model, not a curated record.